GUAGGUCUUGUGCACACAAUUGAUUUCAGAGAAUGGGCAUGGCUUGCCUGACCGUCCCUUAAGGACCAUUAUUCUUCUUCCAUCAGUGAUACUAUGUGAGAUGGGUGUGUUCCCUCUAUGGCUCUGAAAUGCAUUCUAAUAAAAAGAUAAAUUUCCUCCUUGCAAUCUCGGGCUUUGGGUGUUCCUUAUACUGGGAAGGGAUUUAAAGCUGUCUGCCAGACCCGUGGGCUGUUAAAACAAGACAGUGCCACAAUGCUGAGCUCAGGCCUGCGGAUUCCCCUCCUCCUCCUCCUCCUCCUGUUGCUCACAGCGAUGGAACUGAGCUGGUCCUUUACAGAGGAGGACAAGAAGCUGAUCGUGGACCUGCACAAUCAGUAUCGCUCAAAGGUUUCUCCUCCAGCUGCAGACAUGCUGAAAAUGAGCUGGGAUCCAGAGCUGGAAACGUUUGCCAAAGACUACGCAACGAAAUGCAUCUGGGAACACAACAAGGAGCGUGGCUGGCGAGGCGAGAACCUCUUUGCCAUGACUGGUGACUUGUCUGUGAAGAGUGCAGUGGAAAACUGGUACAAUGAGUACCAGCAUUAUAAUAUGACCACGUUAACAUGCGCAGAGGGGGAGAUGUGUGGCCAUUAUACCCAGGUGGUCUGGGCCAGCAGUGAGCGUGUUGGCUGUGGGACAGAGUUCUGUAAAACGCUGGAAAAUCUGAAUGACACUGACAUGCACUUGGUGGUCUGCAACUAUGAACCCCCGGGGAAUGUAAUUGGUCAUAAGCCUUACGAGGAGGGAUCACCAUGCUCAAAAUGCCCUGAUGGCUAUUCCUGUGAGGGCUCUCUCUGUGUGUCUAGUGUUGACUUGGAAGGAACCACUGCAUCCCCUGGGCCUACGGGACUGGAACCAACUGCCAUCCUGACCACAAGCCCUAAAUCAAUUUCCAUCACAACAGGUCCAACAUCCUCCACAGCAGAAAGUCCCAAACCCAUCACAGAGGCAGAACCUGAAUCCCCCACAACCAAAAAGCCAACUUCAGACCUGGACCUUAAAACAUCUCCAGAGUUGCAGACAAAAGCAACCGAUGCCUCUUUGGCAACAGGAUUUACUCCUCACAUAAGCUUGGCUCCCACUCCUGCCUCCCCAGAAACAGGAACUACACAAAUCUUCUACUCAGAACUUCCUUCAUCUGAUGGUUUAAUCACUUCUGACACCAACAUGAAAAAUGUUGAGCAGCCUCCAACUACCACUGAACCAGUGCCCUCCACUCCUAAGGCACUACCCACCCCUAAACUGCCUCCCACUCCUAAGAAGCCUCCCCCAUCUAAAGUGCCCUUCCCCCAUAAGCCACCCUCCCACCCCAAGCCUGCCUACCCUAAGCCUGUCUACCCUAAACCACACUCUCCCCCUAAACUGACCCCCAUUUCUAAAUCACCUGCAAAACAUCGUUUGUCAGCUUAUUCCAAAGCAAUAAAGAGGCUCAAUCAUGAUGUUCAAUCCUCUUCAGGAAAGGCAGCUCACCUCUCUGUCUGUCUGCCCUGCCUUGGAUGUAAACAAAUUAGCCAACCUGAAGAAAUAAAGACUGCACUUAACGAGCUGACCUUCAGAAACCCCUACACUUCUUGCUUUUCCCCACUUCCUCGAUGGCGGAGGCAUAGCAAAUGCCGCUGGUGUGGACGCACCUGGAGCCAUGCACUUACGAGAGCCAGUCCCUAUUGGCUCAAGAGUUUAUAGCACUAUGUCACCAAAUGUAUUUAUAUGCAGAGUUCUUCAUCUCUGCAUGUGUAUGCAUGUGUAUGUGUGUCAAUGUGCACACAUGUAUUUUUCUUUCUGCACUUUUGUGCACAUGACAGUCU
Euleptes europaea (tarantolino) is the source of this 1844-nucleotide messenger RNA. It is a transcript of the gene PI16, whose product is annotated as peptidase inhibitor 16. Gene Ontology annotation, cellular component: extracellular region. The transcript has 6 exons. The coding region runs from base 253 to 1722 and encodes 489 amino acids. NCBI's taxonomy places the organism in Eukaryota, Metazoa, Chordata, Lepidosauria, Squamata, Sphaerodactylidae. The record is from RefSeq and is a predicted model, not a curated record.